UGUCCCGCGCACGCGUUUGGGCAGCACGAAACCUGCUGCCAUGAAGCCAGCGAGAGCUAAAACACCUAGGAAACCUCUGGUGAAAAAAGGAUCCCAAACAAACUUUAAAGACCCAGUUGGGGUAUACUGUAGGGUGCGCCCACUGAGCUUUCCUGAUCAAGAGUGCUGCAUAGAAGUGAUCAACAAUACAACUGUGCAGCUUCACACUCCUGAGGGUUACAGACUUACCAGAAAUGGAGACUAUAAGGAGACUCAGUAUUCAUUUAAGCAAGUAUUUGGUACUCACACAACCCAAAAGGAGCUUUUCGAUGUUGUGGCUAAUCCCUUAGUAGAUGACCUCAUUCAUGGCAAAAAUGGUCUUCUUUUUACAUACGGUGUGACAGGGAGUGGAAAAACUCACACAAUGACUGGUUCUACAGGGGAAGGAGGGCUCCUUCCUCGGUGUUUGGACAUGAUCUUCAAUAGUAUAGGGUCGUUUCAAGCUAAACGAUAUGUUUUUAAAUCUAAUGAUAGAAAUAGUAUGGAUAUACAGUGUGAGGUUGAUGCCUUAUUAGAACGUCAGAAAAGAGAAGCCAUGCCCAAUCCAAAGACCCCCUCUAGCAAGCGACAAAUAGAUCCAGAGUUUGCAGAUAUGAUAAACGUCCAAGAGUUCUGCAAAGCAGGAGAAGUUGAUGAAGAUAGCGUCUAUGGUGUAUUUGUCUCCUAUAUUGAAAUAUAUAAUAAUUACAUAUAUGAUCUGUUGGAAGAGGUACCAUUUGAUCCUAUCAAACCCAAACUUCCACAAUCUAAAAUGCUUCGAGAAGAUAAGAACCAUAACAUGUAUGUUGCAGGAUGUACAGAAGUAGAAGUGAAAUCUACUGAGGAGGCCUUUGAAGUUUUCUGGAGAGGUCAGAAAAAGAGACGUAUUGCUAAUACCCAUCUAAAUCGGGAAUCCAGCCGUUCCCACAGUGUGUUCAACAUUAAAUUAGUUCAGGCUCCCUUGGAUGCAGAUGGAGACAAUGUCUUACAGGAAAAGGAACAAAUCAUUAUAAGCCAGUUGUCCUUGGUAGAUCUUGCUGGAAGUGAAAGAACUAACCGAACUAAAGCAGAAGGGAACAGGUUGCGUGAAGCUGGUAACAUUAAUCAGUCACUAAUGACACUAAGAACAUGUAUGGAAGUUCUGAGAGAGAACCAAAUGUAUGGAACUAACAAGAUGGUUCCAUAUCGAGAUUCAAAGUUAACCCAUCUGUUCAAGAACUAUUUUGACGGGGAAGGAAAAGUACGAAUGAUUGUGUGUGUGAAUCCAAAGGCGGAAGACUAUGAAGAAAGCUUGCAAGUCAUGAGAUUUGCAGAAGUGACCCAAGAAGUUGAAGUAGCUAGACCUGUAGACAAGGUGAUAUGUGGUUUAACCCCUGGGAGACGAUAUAGAAACCAGGCUCGAGGAGGCCCAGUUGGAGAUGAACCAUUGGUUGCUGAAGUGGUUUUACAGAGUUUCCCACCUUUGCCGUCAUGUGAAAUUUUGGAUAUCAAUGAUGAGCAGACCCUUCCAAGGCUGAUAGAAGCCUUGGAGAAGCGGCAUCACCUGCGACAAAUGAUGAUUGAUGAGUUUAACAAGCAAUCUAAUACUUUUAAAACUUUGUUACAAGAAUUUGACAAUGCUGUUUUAAAUAAAGAAAAUUACGCUCAAGGAAAACUAAAUGAAAAAGAAAAGGUGAUCUCAGGACAGAAAUUGGAAAUAGAACGACUGGAAAAGAAAAAUAAAACUUUGGAAUAUAAGAUUGAGAUUUUAGAGAAAACAACUACUAUCUAUGAAGAAGAUAAACGCAAUCUACAACAGGAACUUGAAGCCCAGAAUCAGAAACUUCAAAGACAGUUUUCUGACAAACGCAGAUUAGAAGCCAGGUUGCAAGGCAUGGUGACAGAAACAACAAUGAAGUGGCAGAAAGAAUGUGAACGUCGAGUGGCGGCCACCCAGCUGGAGAUGCAGAAUAAACUCUGGGUUAAAGAUGAAAAACUGAAACAGCUGAAGGCUAUUGUUACUGAACCCAAAACUGAAAAACCUGAGAGACCCUCUCGGGAGCGGGAUCGAGAGAAAGUUACUCAAAGAUCUGUUUCUCCAUCAUCAGUGCCUCUUUCUAGUAACUAUAUUGCUCAGAUUUCCAACGGCCAGCAACUCAUGAGCCAGCCACAGCUACAUAGGCGCUCUAACUCUUGCAGCAGCAUUUCUGUAGCUUCCUGUAUUUCGGAAUGGGAGCAGAAAAUUCCUCCGUACAACACACCUGUCAAUGUUACAUCUAUUGCAAGGCGUAGGCAGCAGGAGCCAGGACAAAGUAAAACUUGUAUCGUGUCAGACAGAAGGCGAGGGAUGUACUGGACUGAAGGCAGGGAGGUGGUUCCUACAUUCAGAAAUGAGAUAGAAGUAGAAGAGGAUCAUUGCUGCAGGAACGCACCACCAAUCCGUCUCAGACACAGACGAUCACGCUCUGCAGGGGACAGAUGGGUAGAUCAUAAGCCCGCCUCUAACGUGCAAACUGAAACAGUCAUGCAGCCACAUGUCCCUCAUGCCAUCACAGUAUCUGUUGCAAAUGAAAAGGCACUAGCUAAGUGUGAGAAGUACAUGCUGACUCACCAGGAACUAGCCUCCGAUGGGGAGAUUGAAACUAAACUAAUUAAGGGAGAUGUUUAUAAAACAAGGGGUGGUGGACAAUCUGUUCAGUUUACUGAGAUUGAGACCUUGAAACAAGAAUCACCAAGUGGUAGUCGAAAACGAAGAUCGUCCACAGUAGCACCUGCCCAACCAGAUGGUACAGAGUCUGAAUGGACCGAUGUAGAAACAAGGUGUUCCGUGGCUGUGGAGAUGAGAGCAGGAUCUCAGCUGGGACCUGGAUAUCAGCAUCACGCGCAGCCUAAGCGCAAGAAGCCAUGAACUGACGGUCCCAGUAGUAAAAGAACAUUGUCGUUUGUGUUGGUAAUUUCAAAGCCAUGCCAGAAGCAGUCUUGAGACAUCUUGUAGAAUUCCAGCUUUGUGGAACAUCACAGACCUCAGCUAUAUCAUACACUGGCCUAGAACAAAGUUUCCCCUUUGGAUCCAAAGACCUCUGAUUCAGCAAACUUUGUAUAUUAAAUACCUUGCCAUAUUUAAUAUUAAUAGAAGACCCCCCCUCCAUUUUCUCAUGGCUGUAUGAACUCUUUUUAUAAUACUAUUUUUUUUGUACAUUUCUUGUAUACUUAUGAACUCUAAUUCAAGCAAGUGUUUGUCUUGGGUAAUUAAGGAAGAAUAUAUCUAGACCAUACUUUAUUUUUUAUUCUGAUCUUUUUCAGCUGUGGUCUGAGUAUUUCUUAAAGGUUUUAUAAGCAAAACAAAUGCUGCUAUUUAUUAGCUGCAAGAAUGCACUUUAGACAUACUGGACAAUUCAGACUUUCAGAAUAAAGAUGUCAGUGACUGGCUAUCAAUAAAACCAUUUUUAAAAGUU
Molecule: messenger RNA, 3452 nt
Organism: Marmota flaviventris (yellow-bellied marmot)
Lineage: Eukaryota; Metazoa; Chordata; Mammalia; Rodentia; Sciuridae
Gene: Kif23
Product: kinesin family member 23
Biological process (GO): microtubule-based movement; mitotic spindle midzone assembly
Cellular component (GO): nucleus; microtubule; kinesin complex
Molecular function (GO): ATP binding; ATP hydrolysis activity; microtubule motor activity
Source: RefSeq, a predicted model, not a curated record